CUAACAGCGUUAUGAAUUAAUAUAAUCACAGCAAAUCCUUGUGAAGGCGCUGGGCUGGCUAAACAGAGCUAAACUAAGAUAGUCUGCGCAGAUGCAGCGCAACAACAACAAAGAAAGACCACGUGUCCUUAUCCCGCAGGCUGCGUUCGUUUUGCGGGGGUGUGAAGCUCUUCAACGAUUCUCCUGCUCAAACAACAUGGCCGAACCCACCGUCAGGAUAUCUGGAUUUCUUCUCACGUCCUUAAUGUUCCACCAUCUCAACAAAGACUCCGACGUGAUCCUAGAUCCUGUGGAACGCCGCCUACAUGGAGCUCUGCUGGUUGAGGUGUUUGGUGUGUUUGCAGGAAGGUUUGAUCCUGGGGGAGAAGCAUCUUGAAGAGCAUGUGACCAUCAGUGACGUGCAAGAUGACCGUGUCGACGUGCGCCACACCUACAGCAUCCAUAAGCACGUGUGCUUUGACACACUCAACACGCUGUACGACAGCGUGGGGGGGGUGAAGAUGUCGGCAGUCCAGAAGGUGUUGGGGUCCAACAAGCAGCAGGAGCGUGUGAUUGGCUGGUACCGACAGCGCAGAAACUCGGAGCAACGCAUGACGCUGCGAGAGAAGGCGGUGCACGAGAACCUGAAGAGGGCGCUGUCCAGGCCUCACAUGAUCUUCGUGCUGCUGACGCCUGGCACACCCACGUGCACGGGCUCCACCUACCGCACGGACUACUCUGCCUUCCUCCCCGGCAGCAGGCACGUGGUCAGCGUUCCUCUGGAGGUGGACAACAUGGCGUCGCUGGACCACAUGGCCUACUGGCUGGCCUCCACGCCCUGCUCAGCCCCGGGCUACCGGCGUGCCGUCUGCCAGCACAGCUCCAAGUUCUUGGCUCCUGAUGGACACUUGAGAGACGUGGACGCCGUCAACGCCAUGAACGACUCUUUGCAAGCGGAGCUUCAGAGAGCAUGUGGCGCCGUGGCAGACAGCGAGCGUGCGGUCCAGUCUCUGCUCGCUGACGUCUCCGCCCUCAGGAAGAAGCUGGCCAACAGGAAGUCGUCCGCAGCGAGCAAAGGUGAAAACGUAUUGGAGUGGCGUGGCGUUGAGAACGCUGGUGAUAUUCUUCCCGUUUUCCUGUCGCCAGCUGGCAGAGCAUCUCGCAUGACGAAGAACCUUUGCCUCCAGCUUGCUGUCAGAGCACUGCGCUUAGGCUCGCCGCUCUACACCUCACACAUGCUGACAUUGGAUGCGCUUCCUGUGGCCGACGCAUUUAGGCGGAAAAAGCUCCACCCCCUGCGGCCAAUCGCAGCUCGGAAAAGGACAUCUGGAAUGACGACGGGGCGUGAGAGGAAGCGGUGUAAGAGACCUGCUGACAUCGCCACAAAAAAUGAAAUGAAGAAAGACGCUGCAGUCGGGAGUGAGACAUUUUUAUAGCCAAUGAGUGAAGGGGGAGGCGGGGCUAAUCCAGAUGUUUGACGACACAGAUGUUUGGGUCUCUCAUCAGUUGGGGAUGUUUGUGCGUCACCGACAUGAAACCUACACACACAGGAGCAGAAAGUCAAGGCCCCACGUGACCUGAUGCAGUAGCUGCUCGCGGCCACCGGGGGGCAGAGAAGGUCCACGUGAGGCACGUACCCAUAGCGUGAGCCUUCUUGAUGGCUUUGGAGAUUGCUCUUUGUUUUGGCCCACAGAGUCCUGACAAAACAUCACAUUGCACUUAAUAAACCAGCUCAUGAUCACGUGACUGAUCUGCCUUUUACAUCUCACCUGUCAAGUGACGCCCGUAAAUCCUUCCCGUGUGCGGCGACACGAACUGAGACAGAAGCUGCGGGGGACAGACAGUUAGCCUGGGAUGCUAAUGCUAGCCUGUCUUGUCCACUAGAGGGCGCCAACUCGCGGGCUCCUGGGUUCCUGUCACUGCGUCCACAACCGGGAGGUCUUUUUUGGCAGUCACAUGUUAGGCAUGUGUAAUCUACGCCGAUCUAUGUCUACAAUAAAAAGUACACUUCCUUGCAGCGAAGCCUUGCCACAUCCAAUAUGGCUGACAUAUAUGGUUUUGACAGCAGGCCUUUGCUGUACUGUUGUGAAUAUCUGCUAGAGCUCACAUCGUCAUGGAUUAUUCUGCGUUGGUAGUGUCUUGUCUGCUGUUAUCUAUUAUGUUGCUGUGUGAUAGAUGGCUCUUUCUUGAAAAAGCACCGUGAGUAAGACUAGUGUGUGGAAUGGCUGGUAAGGUCAUUGUGAGCGUUGUGGUUACGCUGCUUGUUUAAAUAGUUACAUUAUUCUGAGACUUGUGAGCAGCACAGAAGUCAUUUCGUGAUGCAGCAAGUUCAGCACUGUUGCAAAUUUGUGACCUGGGCGUCUGUAUCGGCUUUUAUUGCUGGGGAAAAAAACGAUACCCAUGUUGACCGAUAUCACAUUUUUAUGCCAGUGUCAACCUGUUAAUUAACGGUAGUCCGAUAAUAUCGAACAUCACCAAUUUUUACAAUCCAUGAUGACAGAGCUGCUGGAAAUGUGAAUUUCUCUUGGAGAUGAAUAAAGUAUGCAAGUAUUGGGUCCUGCAUAUCUUUUACUUCAGCUUCACUUGUGUCCACGUGCAAUCGCUACGCUGCAAGUCUGCACAGUCAUUUGAUAGCAAAUGGAAAGGGAAAGUUGAUCAAAGGCGAUAAAGUACAUUCAAGCAGCUCUCUUCUUCUGCCACGCGCAUAGAUGGACAGGUUCCCUCAGCGCGGGGACUGGAACACCAACAUGAGUUCAACCUUCAAGAUGAAUACGCAACAUGGUCAUCACACUUAUAACGCACACGGAGCAAUGAACAACUUCAUGCCGUGUCUCCUUCCUUCUUUCUGCUAUGACCAUGCACUCUGUGCUAUGAGGCGUUCAGGUGCGCUCAGAAUUGUGAGUGUUAGGCGCUAAUUGUUUUCCAUUCGUAUUCACAUACCCCCAAUGACAACUGGCGUACCACACUGUGGGAACCUAGGCUGUGGUGUACAACACAGUCAAUGUGAGUCAUGUUCCUGUUAGCUUGCAGGCUAACGCUGCUCCACUAAACUUUCAAGCACAGUCACGCGUGUGCAUAGGCAGGGCCGGGCUGCAAAGAUGAGCACUAGUCUUCAUGUACGCCUGCUUUCAUCAAUACUUGGCACUAAAUGCUCACUCAGUCUUUUCUAAAUGGCUUUCUUCCUGUUUGCUCAUUUCUGGCCACUCAUAAAGCAUGCAGGUAAGCUGGCAGACAAGACAAAGGUGUAAAUAUAUAAAUAUGUGGAUCCAGUAUAUCGCUAGUUUCUUCCCAGGUGUGUGUUUGUUUGGGAUGCAUUCACCUCAUAGCUUACCAAGGGGAAAAAUACAUCUCACCCAACACACAGGCUCCGCCCCUUCCCCUUGCUCGUCCAAUCAGCAGUCACUCAGCCAGGAUGCGUUCAUAGCCUGACUGAUAGUGGGAUAUUUUUUUUAUUUCCCCCACACUCAGGCGUUAAAUAAAUAUUUGAGGUCUGCCAAGGAAGACUGUCAUGUUUACUAACUUAGUAGCAUGUUAGUAGUACAGUAAAUGAGUAGUUAGUAGAGCAUGUGCAACUGGAUGCUGAUUUCCAUACAUCAUUUCUACACAACUACCAGGUCACUCAGCCUCAAAUUGACAGGAAUAAUUAUGUAGUGUAGUGGAAAGGGUGUUAGUUUUUCUUUUUCAUUUUACAGUUUCAUUCCUGUGUUCUAUACAUACUUCACGUGUACAUCACAGUCUAGGAAGGCCACCUGCACAGCACUUAUUGUCAAGAGGUGUGGAACGCACCUGAACGUUCUUGAAGUCCACGGUGACGUUGCAGAGGACACAACCUUUCUCCGGCGCCUUGUAAGGGUUGGCCAUCUUUACCAGCUAGCAAACAAAGCAGUAUUACU
Molecule: messenger RNA, 3872 nt
Organism: Dunckerocampus dactyliophorus (ringed pipefish)
Lineage: Eukaryota; Metazoa; Chordata; Actinopteri; Syngnathiformes; Syngnathidae
Gene: abraxas1
Product: abraxas 1, BRCA1 A complex subunit
Exons: 8
Coding region: 306-1415 (369 amino acids)
Biological process (GO): protein K63-linked deubiquitination; mitotic spindle assembly; attachment of spindle microtubules to kinetochore
Cellular component (GO): nucleus
Molecular function (GO): polyubiquitin modification-dependent protein binding; microtubule binding
Source: RefSeq, a predicted model, not a curated record